Molecule: messenger RNA, 783 nt
Organism: Candida tropicalis MYA-3404
Lineage: Eukaryota; Fungi; Ascomycota; Pichiomycetes; Serinales; Debaryomycetaceae
Exons: 1
Coding region: 1-783 (260 amino acids)
Biological process (GO): base-excision repair, AP site formation
Molecular function (GO): mismatch base pair DNA N-glycosylase activity
Source: RefSeq, a predicted model, not a curated record
AUGACAAACAACAAAUUAUCCAAAUUAGAAUCAUUUCGAUAUGAAGAUUCCAAGAGUAAGAUAACCAAACCAAAGAUUAUCAACAAACGGAAAAACAUUACAAAAGACCUACCGGAUUUAAGACAAUCUAUAAAUUCAAAACUUAAAGUAUUAUUCAUUGGAUUUAAUCCUGGAGUAGAAUCAUCAAUUCAACAACAUCAUUAUGCACAUCAUUCGAAUUUAUUUUGGAAAUUAUUUAAUCAAAGUAAAAUUCUUGAAAAAAUUAUUAAAAUUGAUGAUUUAAAUAUUGAAAAUGAUGAAUUUUUGAAACAAUUAAUUAAGAAUGGAUGUAGUGCUAAGAAUGAUUUUGAAUUACUUGAUUAUAAUAUUGGAUUUACUGAUUUAGUAUUAAGAUGUACUGCUAAAGCUGAACAAUUAUCAAAUGAAGAAAAAUUAGAAAAUGUUCCUAGAUUAUUACAAGAAUUUAAAGAUAGUAAUGUUGAAAAUAUAGUUAUUAUUGGUAAAGGUAUUUGGGAAGUCAUAGUUAAAUAUUUAUCAAAUGAAUUAGAUAUUAAAGUAAAACUUAAUAAAGAUAAUUUCAAAUGGGGAUUACAAAAGAGUAAAAAAGAGGAUGAUAAUCAUACUGGAUAUGAUAAAAAUUAUAAUUUAAUUGUUGAGUCUAUAUACAAGGAAUUAUCUAAAACUACUAAAUUAUAUGUUUUCCCAAAUACGUCAGGAUUAGUAGCAAGUUUAACAUUUGCAGAAAAACUUGAAUUAUGGCAAGAAAUGGUUCAUAAUAUUUAA